This is a messenger RNA of Calypte anna (Anna's hummingbird), 1227 nucleotides long. RefSeq names its product DISC1 scaffold protein. The record is from RefSeq and is a predicted model, not a curated record. Gene Ontology annotation, cellular component: microtubule; mitochondrion; intermediate filament cytoskeleton. Bases 1 to 1227 code for a protein of 408 amino acids. Lineage: Eukaryota; Metazoa; Chordata; Aves; Apodiformes; Trochilidae. The transcript is spliced from 11 exons. Gene Ontology annotation, biological process: cilium assembly; neuron migration.
AUGGGGCUGGGAGACACCGGGUUGUGGCAGCUGCAGCCCCGGCCGGGCCGUCCCCACAGGCGGCACGGCGGGGGCAGAGGACGCGCUCAGCAUAUAUGCAAAGACUCCAUUAACUGCUCACCUGAAAAGAUGCUUUCAGGGAGAAAUGUUUCUUUACCAACAUCUAACAACCUCCUAGCUGCUGCUGCUGCCCUGCAAGGAGUCAACUUAGUUUGUUUGUUAAACAUGAGUGUGCUGACUGCCUGCUUGCAACCGCAGUGCAUUAAAGGUAAAAUCCUUGAUCUUACAGCUUCAGAGGCUUCAGGAAAAGCAAUAGAGGAAGAUGACUAUGAUAGAGCUGAUAAAUUUAGACAGAGGCUGGAAGACCUGGAGGAAGAGAAGAAUUCUUUAAAAUUUCAGCUCCCUUCAAGGCAUCCUUCUGUUAGCAGUUUUUUGGAUAAGUUUGUUACUCAAGUUCAAGCAGCGUUGCGCUGGGCUGCUGAGCAUCGGGUUAGACAUGAAGAAACCCAGCUUUGGCAUGAAAAUGAACACAAGCUUUUGAGAUCCACUUACCAGGAGAGGAUGCAGGUUUGGGCCACAAGACGGAACCAACUUUUGCAAGAGAAGAAAUGUUUACAGCAAGAAAUUGAAGACCUCCGAGCAAGACUGGCUGGGUUAGAAGCAAAAGAUGAGCAGCUAAGAAAAGAAAUUGAAGAACAAGAUGGGCUUAUUCAGUCCCAGGACUGUGAACUGGCUGCUGUACUUGGCUGCAUCUCUUUGAGAGAACUACAGGAAAUCAGCAAGGCUCUGGAUGACACUCUAGCAUUCUCCUAUCAAAUUCCAUUCAGUCUGGAACUUCCAGGGACAAUAAAGAGCCUUCAGGAAAAAGAUCAAUCAUUCAGCAUGUCCAUUAAAGAAACCACUGCCAAAGUCUGUACAAAUCAGAAGCUCUGCAGCACUUUGAGGAGCAGAGUGAGUGCUAUUGAGACCCAGCUACCAGCUCUACUCCAAGCCAAGAUGCUGGCUGUUUCAGGAAGUAAUUUUGGGACUGCAAAGGAUCUAGCAGAAGACAUAAAAUCAUUGACAUCUGAGAAGGAAGGGCUGGAAGGAGUUCUGAAUGAACUGUUGAUUCUGAGUGCCAGAAACAUCCGAAAAUUAGAGAGAAUAAAAGAUGAUUACUCCAGACUGAAAGAAGAGCUGGAAGAAGGAGAGGCUGCCUUUGGACCUUAUGAGCAGUAUGUUGGCUGA